UUAAAAUAGCGCAGCGUAGCGCUAACCGCUACACCAUCGCUCCCCACCCAAUACAACGAACGCCGCGCACGUCCGCACGGGAAAACCCACCCCCCGACCGGAUUUAAAAACGCAAUUAAAAACAGAUGCGCCUCCUAUCUGGUAGAAUACGGUAACCGCGUGCGCUGUGGCGUCGGUGAAAACCGCGUUUGGUAUUCGUUGCCCAACCUCGGCCGCCGUCGCGUCUCGGCCACCGUCGCGUGUUGUGUAAACACACGCGUGUUUGUUUUUCGCCUCUAUUGUUCGCGGCCGUCGCGAUCCCGCGGUGCGCGGCACCAGCCCCGUCCGUCUUUGCCUCUCCUCGUCCCUCGCCAGGGACACCCGUGCCACCACCAUGGACACGGCAUUGAGGCCGCACCGAGACCCCCCCGGCCUCAUGAGGCUGCCGAGGCCCAAGCGGCCGUGCACUCAGGGAGCGCCCGAGCCGAGCAUCACCCUCAGUUUCCCGACUCUACCGAGUUUGCUGCUGGACAAGCUGCGCGACUUCCGCAGGGAAGGGAGAUUCUGCGACGUCACGGUGUGCGUGCGCAGUGCGGAGAGAGGCCUCGACCGUGACCGGGCAGUGGUGCGCGCGACCUCGGGCCCGACAGCAAUGAUGUUCCGCGCCCACCGCGUCGUGUUGGCCGCGGCGAGCCCCUAUUUUUUGUCGCAUGCCGGCCUGCAGACCACGGGCAGCGAGCCUUCACCAAACCCACUCACCCUCACCCUGACCCCGUGCCCGGCCAUUCCACCGAGAGUUUUCCAUGACAUCCUCCUCUCCUGCUACACGGGCCAGCUGGUGUUCCCCGAGAGCCAAGUGCUGUCGUACCUGACGGCCGCUAGCUACCUCCACAUGGAGCAUGUGGUGACGCGGUGCACGCACAUCCUGCACAGCGAGCCGAGAGGGGGUGGAGCAAACAGAGCUGUGGGCGGAGCUAAUGGAACAGCAGGGGGCAGGGCCAACGGCAUAGUGGGCGGAGCCGGUGACACGCCUUCCCACAAUCCCGCUGGGCCGGAGGCCGAGUACUUUUCUGGUGUUCCCGAUCUUCCCGAUGGAGCCAGCCACCACCAUCAUCACCACCAGCACCAACACCACAACCAUGCCCACCAGCAGCACCACAGCACUCCAACAUUGCUGCACCAACCGCAACCGCACCUGCAACCACAUCUGGCACCACCGCCAACCUCGCCGCCUUUACUGGCGUCGGGCCUCCGUAGGAAACGCUUGCCAGAUGAAUCGACGGAGGAGGCCUGGCAGCAGAACCGCCAGCACAGAAACAAUGACGAAAAUGAUGACGAUGAUGACCACGCUGGCGGCGGCGGCGGCGGCGGCAGCAGCAGCGACAUGACCGGCACCACCGCCACUUCCGUCUCCAAGGAAACGAAGGCGGACGUUUCCAUGGAGGCCGACUGUGGUGGUGACGAUGGCGGCGGCAGCGGCAGUGGCGGUAGUGGCGGUGGAGCUGGUGAUGUCGGCGAUUCGACGGGCGCGCAAGCGAGCGACGACAGCUUUGGCCUCCCGGUGGUGGUGGCGGAGAUCAAGUGCGAGUUUGAGGAGCCACCCUUCCUCAUCGACCAACGCGGCCGCAUGCCGGAUCUCUCGUCCGCCGCCGCCGCCGCCGUCGGCGACGGCGAGGAGCUCGACGAAAACGGUGGAGACGACGACGACGACGACAGCGGCAACGACGGCGGCGCCGAAAUCGCGGACGGCCGGCUGUGCCAUGAUGAGGGUCAGUUUGGCGACGGUGCCGAAGGAUUUGACAAGCGUAAACCGGGCGACGAUGGGGCAGACGCGGUCCAUAAUGGGCAGCACGCGGCCGGCGGAGCGUGCGACGACUCGAUGGGUGGGUACGGUGCCGAGGAGGUGGAUGGGACGAUGGCGGUAGGUGGUGCUGGGGCCGCGAUGGAUGGCGGCGUGGAGGACGGGGGCGGCGGACGCUUGGCCCCCGGGUUUGGAGGAGACUUCACUUGUUACCUGUGCGGAAAGGUGUUCCGUUCCAAGCAGGGCAUGCGGCUGCACCUGGAGGUGCACGCCGGCCUCAAGCGCCACACCUGCCACGUGUGCGGGAGGAGUUUUGGCCGCAAGCAGGUGCUGGCCUACCACCUGACGACUCACACGGGGCUCAAACCGUUUGAGUGUGGAAUAUGUGGCCGGCGCUUCCCUGUACGUGCCACCCUCAGGCAGCACCUGCUGAGACACCAUCAGCAGCCGGCACAUGGACAUGUACACGCACACACAGGCUAACGUGCUCACACAGGCGAACACAUGCAGACGCGCACAUACACGCACGUGUAUACACUUGUGCCGAUAAAUCAGCAGCGGUCGAUGCACACGUGAUAACGCAACCGCACACACACACACAGGCAAGAAAAAGCAGACACAGGGUAACAUAGACUGCAAUCAUAUGUACAAACGCAUUGAUGAAUGUGUACAGUAAUAAUAGGUACACGCUGUCAGGCACACAACACUAUAAUAAGACAUA
Petromyzon marinus (sea lamprey) is the source of this 2501-nucleotide messenger RNA. RefSeq lists its product as uncharacterized. Gene Ontology annotation, biological process: regulation of transcription by RNA polymerase II. The record is from RefSeq and is a predicted model, not a curated record. Lineage: Eukaryota; Metazoa; Chordata; Hyperoartia; Petromyzontiformes; Petromyzontidae. Gene Ontology annotation, molecular function: DNA-binding transcription factor activity, RNA polymerase II-specific; RNA polymerase II cis-regulatory region sequence-specific DNA binding; protein binding.